Molecule: messenger RNA, 5872 nt
Organism: Onychostruthus taczanowskii (white-rumped snowfinch)
Lineage: Eukaryota; Metazoa; Chordata; Aves; Passeriformes; Passeridae
Gene: KLF3
Product: Kruppel like factor 3
Exons: 8
Coding region: 1010-2056 (348 amino acids)
Biological process (GO): regulation of transcription by RNA polymerase II
Molecular function (GO): DNA-binding transcription factor activity, RNA polymerase II-specific; RNA polymerase II cis-regulatory region sequence-specific DNA binding
Source: RefSeq, a predicted model, not a curated record
CGGGGAGCCGCCGCCCGGCUCCGCGCCGCCCCGCGCCCUUUCCCAGCCCCCGCCGGCGAAGCCAGCUCGGCGGCAGCGGCCCAGCGUGAGCACCUCCCUUCCUUCCCCCCGAGCGCUGGGUGUUGCUGUUGUUUUGCUGCCGCCGCAGGUCGGCCGGGGUGGACGCGCAGGGAGGGAAGCAGGGAGGGGUGCGCCCCGCCGCAGGGCCGCUGCCAGGUGCACGCCUCUGCCUGAAACACGGGCGGGGAGGAGGAGCUGGACGGGCAGGUUUGUCGGUGGGGCGGCCCCGCUCCCCUCCCCUCUCCUCCCCGGGCUGCUGGGGAUAAUUAGUGUCUGUGCGAGGCUGUCUGCCCCCGGGAGGCAGGGCGGGCGCGCAGUCAGUGCGUGCCCGGCUGUUUGUGAGCGGUGACUCGCCCCGGCCCCUCGGCGGAGCCUCCACCCCGCGGGCGGGGACCCGCCCGGCCGCGCUCCCUGCCGUGACCCUCCCACCGCCACUCACCCCGCCGGCCCGGGGAGCCUGGCAGGGCGAGCGGCGCCGGCGUCAUGUGACAGCGCGGCCCGGUGCCAGGAGCCCGGGGGGAAGGCGAGCGGGCGGAGGGCGGGAGCGGGCAGCUCCUCCUCGCACACAGACCCGGAGACACCGCCGAGGCGCCUUAGCCGCGGGGACGCGGGACACGCCGGCCUCGCACCUCGCUCCCACCGGAGCGCCCCCGCUCCCUACCGCGCUGCGGGAGCCGACGGAAAAUCGCGGCGCGCUCCGCACCGCCUGCCCAGCGCAAACAGUGAGAAAUUGAGAGGAGAUCGAGAAAAACAUAAGUGUUUCUGUUACUUUGAAUCUGACAGAAGAAGAGCUGAAGGACCCAAGCCAAAGCUCACUGAAAUCAAGAGAAAAACUUGCAUUUAUUUCAGUGUGCCCUAGAUGAAAAUAAAUCCAGGUAAAAAGAAGUAUCUGGCUACACAGUUUUGCAGGACAGAACCUCAGAGGCAUCAGAACAGGUGAAUAAAAAAGAUGCUAAUGUUUGACCCCGUCCCUAUCAAGCAAGAAGCCAUGGAGCCUGUUUCAGUGUCAUACCCAUCCAAUUACAUGGACCAAAUGAAGCCAAACAAAUACAGCGUCAUUUAUUCUACACCAAGUAUGUUGCACAAUAAAUUCUACUCCAGCCCUGAAGGACUAUCAAAUGGAAUCCAGAUGGAGCCAGUAGACCUUACGGUAAAUAAACGGAGCUCGCCGCCUUCAACUGCAAGUUCUCCUUCCCCACUAAAAUUUCAGACUGUGCACAGGAGAAGUUCACCUGGAUUGACUCUGUCCUCACCCAGCUCACCUCUCAGUAAAUUCACACCGUCACCCCCAGGAGUACAGCCUCUUUCCAUGCCAAUAACAAUCCCGCCUGUCAUGGCCGCUGCUCUUUCACGCCAUGGACUGAGAAGCCCUGGGAUACUCCCGGUUAUACAGCCUGUUGUGGUCCAACCAGUUCCUUUCAUGUAUGCUCCCCAUCUCCAGCAGCCCAUCAUGGUGUCCACAGUUCUCGCAGAUGAGAUGGAAACUCCAAGUAGCAUGCAAGUGCCUGUCAUUGAGUCUUAUGAGAAGCCCACACUGAAGAAAACAAUCAAAGUAGAGCCAGGAAGUGAACCAUCAAAGACUGACUUCUAUCCUGAACAAAUGUCACCUCCAAUGAUGACCUCGUUGUCUCCUCAGCAAGUGAUGUUGCAAGAGAAUCACCCUUCAGUUAUAGUUCAGCCAGGAAAGAGACCUUUACCUGUGGAAUCUCCAGACACACAGCGAAAACGCAGAAUACACCGAUGUGAUUAUGAAGGCUGCAACAAAGUCUACACUAAAAGCUCCCACCUGAAGGCUCACCGAAGAACCCACACAGGAGAAAAACCAUACAAAUGCACUUGGGAGGGGUGCACGUGGAAGUUUGCUCGUUCUGAUGAACUGACGCGGCAUUUCCGCAAGCACACGGGAAUCAAACCCUUCCAGUGUCCAGACUGUGACCGCAGCUUUUCACGCUCGGACCAUCUUGCUCUUCACAGGAAACGCCACAUGCUAGUCUGAAUGUCUUCUGUCCCUGACUCCUGCCACACUUUUUUGUUUUUUACACAUGCAUUUUAAUUUGGAUUCAGCUGGUCUGGAUCUCUGAGUUUAUACCAUUAAAAGCUUACGUAUGGUCAGUAACAGAUGUUCUCUAACCCUUCUAUGUCCUUGCCACGGGUCAGACCUAAAGAAUGUGAACACUUCUUUUUUCCUUCUGGGGAUGCUAAGCAAACCCUUUCUGCAUUCAGUAUGUUUAUUGUAUUUCAUUUGUGAAUAAGGGAAUUUUUAAACUAACAGCUUUUGUUGGUUUCUUCAUAUAAUCAACCCAGCGUAUACUGAUAAAAUAGUAAAUGUUACUGAAUAUCCAAAAUGCUAGUCCUUGCCAGAGACUAUUAUUUAUGUGCCCUGUAAGGGAUUUUAUGCUCAACAAUGCAAUGAAUGGACUCUCCCAGCUGUGUUGAUUUCUGCAAUAUGGAUCAUACAACAGUUUUAGAAAGACACCUGAUUUAGAAAUCCUCUCUGCCCAAACAGUGAGUAAUACUGAGGAAAUAAAUCUAAACAGUGUAAUUACUUUACAGAAAGAUUGAGUCAUAGUAUCAUUUACCCCAGUCAAGAAGAAAAAUGGGCAGGAAUUGGUCCAUACAUAAUACUGUGCAUCUAAGCCAAUAUCAUCUGUCAUCUGUAUUACAGUGUAGUAUACAUCCUUGUUUUUGUUGCAUAAUGCCCCAGUGGAUUUGUUAAAGGAAGACUUUGUGUGACUCUGUAUGUCUCUGUAUGUCUGGUUUCUGUGCAAGUGUAUGGAUGGAACGGCUUGAAGCUGAGUCAGGGGUUUACCAUCAGGAAGUUCUUCCCCCAGAGGGUGGUUGGGCACUGGAACAGGCUUCCCAGGGAAGUGGUCACAGCACCAAGCCUGUCUUGAGUUAAGCAUCUGGAUAAUGCUCUCAGGCACAUGGUGUGACUUUUGGGGUGUCCUGUGCAGGGCCAGGAGUUGAACUCGAUGAUCUUGAUGGGUCCCUUCCAACUCAGCAUAUUCCAUGAUUCUGUGAUUCUAUGGUACUCUCCUGCAAUUUGGCAUUAAAUGGCUCAUAGAAACCUACUGCACCUCAUUUCAGGGAUAUAGAUUAUCCCCCCUGCAAUCAUGCCCCCGCAUUUCAUCUAAAUAUUUUCUCUUUGUUGUACUUCAGAAAAUAGCAAUCAUUAAGUCAAAAAUGCUCUGAACUGUAUUGUUGUGAGUACCACUCACAACAGUAUACACUACAGUAUUUAAAAUUAUUGAUCCACAAUAUUUUUAUGAGAAGAUGGCAUCAGAUAUGAAGUACUUCUGAUGAUAAAUUGAGUCAUGUAUCUGUUUUGGAUAAAAGCGUAUACCAAAUCGUCCAGUUCCUAACUCUGGUUUGUGACUCUGGCAGUCUCGAUGGUAGGUACAGCUGCUUCCCUGUGGACAUGUCUACUGCAUUAAAAUCAUGCCCAUUAGCAAACAGAACUGUAGCUAAAAGAAACUGAAUUCAAGCAACCUGCAGUUGUCCCUAGAAAUGUUCCUGUCUGGGAGCCCUCUGAAAGGAGGGUUUCUGUCGGUAUUAGCUGGCAGAGUUUGUGGCACUGCGAGGAAACAGGAUGUAUUCUCUGCACUCACACACAAGAGCGUUUCCUUUCCUUGCCCUCUGUAAGGUAACCGCCAUUCCCUAUACGUUAAACAUACUGAAGCAGGCUUUUCCUUUCUUAUGGAAAAACCCAGUGAACAAUGGAGGUGUGAGGGGAGGAGGAGUUUCAUAGAACUCUGCAGGAGACAGGUGGAGUGUCCAUCUGCAGGUGGGUAUAUUUGAGCUUGUGGAGCAGGUAGCCUGUGCUUCUAUAACCAGUGGAGCCCAAUGCCAAACAAUCUUGGAGAUACAAGAGUGUGAGUGCAAAGAGCCUUUAUUUGGUGAUAGGACUUUACCAGCUGCUUUGCUGACAUCCACAUGCCUGUGGAAUUAGAGAAGGAGAGGUCUGUACUUCCUGUAGAAAGAUGCUCUGACAGCAAUUGCUCUGUUCCAGCUCCAUACAUCCUCACCACCUUGGUAGGGCUGCACCUUGUGUCUUGUAACUCUCCCUCAUCUGCUCACCUGUGGUGCUGAAACACCUGGCACAUGAAUAGUUCUUUUUACUUUCUUGGUAGGCCAGAUUGUUAGUGACAUUGAGAAACUUGUAGGAAAGAGACUGAUACUAAUGAGCAGCUGUUCCAGAAUGUGGACUUUCUAUUUUAUAUUUUUUUGGUCAGUGGUAGCAGAAUUUGCAUUAGGUUUUAAUUUUGUAAAUCCAGGUGUGUCACUGGUUGAGAGGCUGUGUGGAGGAAGUCCUGUGGCAACAGUCACAAGUCUACAGACAUUUAGUACCCUGCAAUGAAAACAAUUCUCUGUUCUGUUGAUGAGGGAAAAAACAGAUACUAGAAAAUAAGCACCUUAAUGGCAACUGGUCCCAUUUUUACCUUAAAAAUGCAAAUUUAUAAAAUUCAGGAGGUUUAAGGAACAUUUCUUUCUAAUGCUCUGUUUCUCUUUUGAGGCCUAAAAUGUUGUCAUUAGUAUGUUUUUUGAUAUUUUUUAAAUCAGAACCCUAAAAGCAGAACUUCUUUGUAACUAAGAGUUACUUCAGAUAAUUUAGGCUAGGUUAUUUGUGAUGUUAAUUCAUUAGCUUAUGUACCUUUUUCCUGAAAGUAUGCUAAUGAUGGGGUCCAAUACAGUGGAGAUUGAGCAGAACUUUCAAAUUUCAUCCAUGUGUCUUGCAAAUUAGGACAACAGAAAUUUAAAUAUUAAAUAUAAAUAUUAGAGAUUAUUACAUGAUAAUGCCUUCCUUGUAGGAUUUUUCAGUUGUGCCUGUGGUGUCUUUGUGGGAUGUCUAAAAGGUCACAAACAAAUACACUUCUAGCUGAGUGUGAAUUUACAUCUUAACCAGCUCAUUGGUUCAUUUUAGCAAACUUUGAUUUGAGGGAUACCUUGCAAUUUUAAAAUAUACUCAAUUAAACUGAGUAUAUUUUAAAAUUUUGCAAAGCCAGUUAUUCCAUCUAUGGCCUAAAGAAAAGCUAGUUUAGAUAGAAAAUCCUAAUCCUGGAGAAUAAGUAUAUUUAAACCCCUUCCACCUUUCUCUGUAACAGUAUUGCACUGUGCCAUGUGUAACAGGUAAUACUGUUUUACUAAAAUGUGCCUGUUUAAGCUAUUUGAUUAUAAUAAAUUACUAGUUUUUAAUUGUGUGGGGUUUAUUUAAAUAUACACGUGGCAUUCUGCAGUGAUACUUCUAAUGCCACAUCUUGUUCAAAUAUGCUGUCUCUGCCAAAGUUAGCAACAUGAUAAAUACAAAUCCUUCCUAAAAUAAUUUACAAAGCAUUUUACAUCUCUUAAGAGGGCUAGACCGUUUUUCAUUAUAUUUUACAGAUAUUAGCACCUAAUGUACUUUAGAGGGUCAAAAUAAUCUUUUUGCUUAGCAUCUCUCACCUGCAAAUAUAGCAAGGAUUUUUAUUUACUUUGAUACAUCUAUAAACUAUGCAGAAUUUUUUAAAUAAAAUGUAAUAUAUUUUAUAAGCUAAUAAGACAGAAUGGCUAAUUAAAGGUUUCUAGCGUGCAUUACUAUAACUUGCAAAUAUGGAGACAUUUUGGUAAUCUUUUCUUACUAAAGAUGUGAAUGUUUAAUGUACUUUCACUGUUUCUACUUUGGUAGUCCAAUGGGAAUUCAGUAAUGACAUUUUGUCAUGUCAAACUGUGAACAUAAAUUUGUACUGUACAGUCGUCAUACUAUAUUUAGUAUAUUUAGUAUAUUUAGUAUACAGUGCAUAUGUAUUACACUUGUUAAUAAAACACUCAGAAUGUU